AUGGAGGUCCGCGAGCCACGGGCACGCAGCGACUGCCUCAAGGUCAACCCCAGCCUGCGGCGGGGACGGGAACAGCAGCGGGGUCGGGACGGGAACAGCACCGGGGCUCUGCCUGAAGGGACACGGGCAGCAUUCCAGCGGGGAGAGGUGGGCGAAUCACGGGUGCCGCCCUUCGGACCGGCUGCUGCGGAGCUCCUGGCCGGAGAGCCGAUCCCCCAGCGCCUUCCCCUCGGGGGUCUCGCCCCCAAAGCCUGGGCUGGGGCUGCUGCGUCCUGCCGGGCGGGGGGAGAGGUGGGGCGAGCCUCCCCCGUCGGCGGGUGCGCGCAUCCGUCUGGAGCUGAGCGUGUCGGCGCUGGCGCGGCGUGCGCGUCUGUGUCUCCGAGCCUCCUGCGUGUGUCCCUGUCCCCGCGUGUGACACCGUGCGUGUGUGACACCGUGCGUGUGUGCUCCUGCACCUCCCUCCCCCGCGUGUCUGUGGGGGGGGGCAGCUGCUGCAGCAGCGAGCGCCUGGUGAUCAACAUCUCGGGGCUGCGCUUCGAGACGCAGCUGCGGACCCUCUCCAUCUUCCCCGACACGCUGCUGGGCGACCCCAGCCGCCGGGUGCGCUACUUCGACCCGCUCCGCAACGAGUACUUCUUCGACCGCAACCGGCCCAGCUUCGACGCCAUCCUCUACUACUACCAGUCCGGGGGAAGGCUGCGCCGGCCGGUCCAUGUGCCCCUCGACAUCUUCCUGGAGGAGAUCCGCUUCUACCAGCUGGGCCAGGAGGCUAUCGAGACCUUCCGGGAGGACGAGGGCUUCAUCCAAGAGGAGGAGAAGCCGCUGCCCCAGCAUCACUUCCAGCGCCAGGUCUGGCUGCUCUUUGAGUACCCCGAGAGCUCCGGGCCAGCUCGGGCUAUCGCCAUCGUCUCCGUGCUGGUCAUCCUCAUCUCCAUCGUCAUCUUCUGCCUGGAGACCCUGCCCGAGUUCCGCCAGGAGCCCAAGGGUCCGCAGCCCGGUUUCGGGGAGGCUGCGCCGCUGGGGGACGAGGCGCUGCUGCUGCCGCCGCUGCCGCCGCCGAGCGGCCGCUGCCGCCGCAGCGGGACCCCCCCGCCCCUGCGUCCCGCCGCCGGCUCCGACCCGUUCUUCACAGACCCCUUCUUCCUCAUCGAGACCCUGUGCAUCAUCUGGUUCUCCUUCGAGCUCCUCGUGCGCUUCUUCGCCUGCCCCAGCAAGCCCGAGUUCUCCCGCAACAUCAUGAACAUCAUCGACAUCGUGGCCAUCAUCCCCUACUUCAUCACCCUGGGCACCGAGCUGGCCCAGCAGCAGCAGCAGAAGCAGCAGCCCGGGAGCAGCAGCAACAAUGGGGGCCAGCAGCAAGCCAUGUCCCUGGCCAUCCUCAGAGUCAUCCGCCUGGUCAGGGUCUUCAGGAUCUUCAAGCUCUCCAGGCACUCCAAGGGGCUGCAGAUCUUAGGGAAGACUCUCCAGGCCAGCAUGAGGGAGCUGGGCCUCCUCAUCUUCUUCCUCUUCAUCGGGGUGAUCCUCUUCUCCAGCGCUGUCUACUUUGCAGAGACUGAUGACCCCGACUCGCUGUUCACCAGCAUCCCAGAUGCUUUCUGGUGGGCGGUGGUGUCCAUGACCACCGUGGGCUAUGGGGACAUGUAUCCCAUGACCAUUGGUGGCAAAAUCGUGGGCUCCUUGUGUGCCAUUGCUGGUGUGCUGACCAUUGCCCUGCCUGUCCCUGUCAUCGUGUCCAACUUCAACUACUUCUACCACCGAGAGACUGACCACGAAGAGCAGUGCCAGUACACCCACGUCACCUGUGGCCAGCAACAGUCACCCUUCUCUGAGCCCAAGAAGGGGGACAGUAACCAGUCCCUCAGCAAAUCUGAAUUCCUGGAAGCAGAAGACCUGUCAUCUUCUGCCUGGAGACCCUGCCCGAGUUCCGCCAGGAGCCCAAGGGUCCGCAGCCCGGUUUCGGGGAGGCUGCGCCGCUGGGGGACGAGGCGCUGCUGCUGCCGCCGCUGCCGCAGCCGACAACCCCCUUAA
Messenger RNA from Ficedula albicollis (Collared flycatcher), 2028 nucleotides. RefSeq names its product potassium voltage-gated channel subfamily A member 6. The record is from RefSeq and is a predicted model, not a curated record. Gene Ontology annotation, cellular component: membrane; voltage-gated potassium channel complex. Gene Ontology annotation, biological process: potassium ion transmembrane transport; protein homooligomerization. Lineage: Eukaryota; Metazoa; Chordata; Aves; Passeriformes; Muscicapidae. Gene Ontology annotation, molecular function: protein binding; delayed rectifier potassium channel activity.